UUUUUUUCUUCGCUUUACCUUCGUAUUUCGCAAAACUUAAGAAUAAAAAUGUCCAAACAAUUUUUUUCAAAAUUAAGUCAAAAUUAUAUUGAAGUUUUAGAAGAUAAUGAGUAUUAUGAUAUUACUAUUGAAGUUGGUGAAGAUCCAAAUGUAAAAAUAUUUCGUGCACAUAUGAUUAUUCUUUGUUAUCGUUCUCCAUUUUUACGACGAAUUUUAGCUUCCAAAAAAAUGAAUAAUGAUGGUACCUUGGUUCAUAUUAAGUUCCCAAAUAUUUCACCAGAAAUUUUUCAGAUUAUUUUAAAGUAUGUUUAUGGUGGUAUAAUUUCAUUAAAUGAGAAAGAACCUUCGGAGAUUUUAAGAGUAUUAACCACUGCUGAUCAACUUUGUCUUCAAGAAAUAGUUGAUUAUUUACAAGAAUAUUUAAUUAAUAAUGAGUUUGAAUGGAUGGAACAACAUUUUGGACUUGUUUAUCAAAUAGGUUUUCAAUCUAAUUCUUUAUUAGAAAUUCAAAAUUUUUGUACAAAUUGUAUGACUAAAUCUCCACAAAAAAUAUUCAAAUCAUUUGAUUUUACUUUACUUUCUGAAAAAUCUUUAAUUUCACUCAUUAAAAGAGAUGAUUUACAAAUGAAAGAAAUAGAAGUUUGGGAAUACGUAUUAAAAUGGGGUCUUGAAAAAAAUUCUACACUUCUUCCAGAUCCUACAACUUGGUCAGACGAUGAUUUCAAAACGAUGGAAAAUACUUUACAACAUUGUUUACCUUUGGUUAGA
This is a messenger RNA of Rhizophagus irregularis DAOM 181602=DAOM 197198, 768 nucleotides long. RefSeq lists its product as uncharacterized. Lineage: Eukaryota; Fungi; Glomeromycota; Glomeromycetes; Glomerales; Glomeraceae. Gene Ontology annotation, cellular component: cytoplasm. The record is from RefSeq and is a predicted model, not a curated record. Gene Ontology annotation, molecular function: protein binding.